CCAACACAAUUGUUACCCUAAAACCACACUCAAAAGCUCUCUCUCUUCCUCUUCCUUCUCUUAACAAUUAAGACAAAAUCUCAUCGGCCUAAGACUCUGAUCACUAUGUACGGACGUGAUCCUUGGGGCGGUCCUCUAGAGAUCAAUGCGGCGGACUCCGUCAUCGACGAAGAUCGUCGUAGUCGGAACCUACAAGACCUCGACCGUGCGGCUCUGUCACGGCCUCUUGACGAAACACAACAGAGCUGGCUACUCGGACCGAAGGUGCUCAAGAAGAAGAAGUACGUCGAUCUCGGUUGUAUCUUAGUCAGCCGCAAGAUCUUUCUCUGGACUCUUGGAAUCAUUGUAGUAACCGCGUUUAUCUCUGGAUUCAUUACUUUGAUCGUUAAAACUGUGCCACGCCACACACAAAAGCCUCCAUCACCGGAUAAUUACACACUCGCUCUCAACGAAGCUCUCAUGUUCUUCAAUGCUCAACAAUCUGGGAAACUUCCAAAGGGAAAUAUUUAUAACGUAUCAUGGAGGGGUGAUUCUUGUCUUCAAGAUGGGAAGGAGGAUCCAGGACAAUGCUACAAAGAUUUGGUAGGAGGCUACUAUGAUGCUGGAGAUACUAUCAAAUUCAACUUCCCCAUGUCUUAUGCUAUGACCAUGUUGAGCUGGAGUGUUAUUGAAUACAGUGCAAAGUAUGAAGCUGCUGGCGAGCUCAACCAUGUUAAAGAACUCAUCAAAUGGGGAACUGACUACUUUCUCAAAACCUUUAAUAGUAGUGCUGAUACAAUCAAUGUUAUGGUGGAACAGGUCGGAUUAGGGAGUACUGGUGGAGGAAAUGAUAACCAUAAUGACCAUAACUGCUGGAUGCGUCCUGAGGACAUUGAUUAUAAAAGGAUUGUAUCUCAAUGCUACAGUGGCUGCUCGGAUCUUGCUUCAGAGAUGGCAGCUGCUCUGGCCUCUGCGUCCAUUGUAUUCAAAGACAACAGAUUAUAUUCGAAAAAGCUUGUUCACGGUGCUAAGACGCUCUAUAAGUUUGCAACUUCUAGCAAUGGUAGCUACAGUAAAUCUUAUCAAGACUCUAGCAAAUUUUAUAACUCUACCCUGUUUUGGGAUGACCGUAUAUGGGGUGGGGCUUGGUUGUAUUAUGCUACUGGAAAUGUAACCUAUCUUAGUGAAGUUACCACUCGCGCUAUUGCCGAGAUUGCUGGUGCCUUCGGGAAUAGCUCUUAUUAUGGUGUAUUUAGCUGGGACAACAAGCUUCCAGGGGCUCAGUUGUUGUUAACCCGGAUGAGGCUGUUUCUGAGCCCUGGAUAUCCCUACGAAGAAAUUUUAAGCUCAUUUCAUAACCAAACAGGCAGAGUUAUGUGCUCUUACUUACCAGAUUUCAACAAAUUUAAGAGAACCAAGGGAGGUUUGAUCCAGCUGAACCAUGGAGAUCCACAGCCUCUACAGUAUGCUGCAAAUGCAGCUUUCUUAGCGGCGCUAUACAGUGAUUAUCUAGAGGCUGCUGAUACUCCUGGAUGGUACUGUGGCCCUUACUUCUAUACUAAUGAAUACCUACGCAACUUUUCAAGAUCGCAGAUUGAUUACAUACUUGGUAAAAACCCUCGGAAGAUGAGUUAUGUUGUGGGUUUUGGCCAACGGUACCCUAAACAAGUGCAUCACAGAGGAGCUUCAAUUCCACAGAACAUGAAAGAAAGCUGCAAAGGAGGAUUGAAAUGGGAAAAGAGCAAAAAAGAUAACCCAAACAUUAUCAAAGGAGCAAUGGUUGCUGGACCAGACAAGCAUGAUGGGUUCCACGACGUUCGUACAAACUACAACUACACAGAGCCGACACUAUCGGGCAAUGCGGGUCUAGUGGCCGCUCUGGUGGCUUUAUCUGGAGAAGAAGCGGUUGGUGAUAUUGACAAAAACACUAUGUUCUCUGCCGUACCUCCAUUGUUCCCAGCCACACCGCCGCCCCCAGCACCUUGGACACCUUAAAGAAAUCAGAAUUAUUGAAUGUAAUAAGUCAUCUCUUUUUGCCUGAAUAAAAGUAGUUUCCAAGUCCUAAAAAAGUAGUUUUCUUUAGCUUUAUUACAUAAAAUGUGGUCUGAUGAGAAACCAAACAUUAAUUGUUUCUGUGUUUUGUGAGGUAUACAGUGUAGAUUCUUUGUUUUCAAAAUUUGUAAGUAGUUGGCGUGAUACAGA
Messenger RNA from Camelina sativa (false flax), 2181 nucleotides. Its product is annotated as endoglucanase 21-like. Gene Ontology annotation, molecular function: hydrolase activity, hydrolyzing O-glycosyl compounds. Gene Ontology annotation, biological process: carbohydrate metabolic process. NCBI's taxonomy places the organism in Eukaryota, Viridiplantae, Streptophyta, Magnoliopsida, Brassicales, Brassicaceae. The record is from RefSeq and is a predicted model, not a curated record.